CCCGAACUGUAUAAUUUUUCAUCAUAGUCAAAUAAUGAAAAAAUAAUUAAAACAAUAUAGAUUAAAGUUGGAUCUAACAAAGUUGUACUAUUUUUUUGGAGUUUUUGUAGCGCCACCUAUCACUUGAACAAUUUGCCACAUCAAUUUUUUAUGAUUUGCAAUGAAGCACUGAUGCAGCUUUCGUGAGACAAUGGAGGAAAUAUGGACGUUGAUUCUGUUUUGUUUGGUUAUGUUGAUAGGUUGUUAUGUUGCUGGAUCAGUUCCACUUGCUUUCACAUUCUCUGAGGAAAAACUGAAGUUAGUGACUGUGCUUGGUGCAGGGCUGUUAGUUGGGACAUCUUUAGCUGUUAUUAUACCAGAGGGGGUACAUAUGCUGUAUGAGACACCUGGACACCAUGAUCAUAAGCAUGUUGAAGUAGCAAUCAAAAGUGUUGACCAGGAUGCCAGUAAAGUUGCUGCUGAUGAGGCAACACAUGUCCACAAUCACGCAGAACACGCUCAUUCACACUCAGAUCCCCAUAGCAAGAUAGGUGUCACUCUAGUACUAGGAUUUAUAUUUAUGUUACUCGUGGAUCAACUAGGCGGAGGACAUACACAUGCUUCCAGUACUGACACAGAAGCAGGGGUACAAAACAGACAUAAAAUCACUGCAACUUUAGGUUUAGUUGUACAUGCUGCAGCUGAUGGUAUUGCACUGGGAGCUGCUGCUACUACAUCACAGUUACAUAUAGAAAUGAUAGUUUUUUUGGCUAUAAUGCUUCAUAAAGCUCCAGCAGCUUUUGGUUUAUCAACAUUUUUACUCCAUGACGGGUUUGAUCGUCCAAGGAUCCGGAAACAUCUGGCAGUAUUCUCACUUGCAGCUCCUAUCAUGGCGAUAGUAACAUAUCUAGGACUUAGUCAAGCAUAUAAAGAGACUCUAAAUGACAUGAACGCUACUGGUUUAGCCAUGUUAUUCAGUGCUGGUACAUUCCUGUACGUAGCUACCGUACAUAUUCUCCCAGAACUAGCCGCUGGGAAACACACUCACUCAAGCCCUGGCAAUGGCAAUACUGUUAUACAUGAACAUAGUGGCUUCUCCAAGCCCGAGCUGUUCGUCAUGGUGAUUGGAUCCAUAGUGCCCAUAAUCCUCUCAAUAGGUCACUCCCACUAACCCAUUUGUCAUACAUGUCAUACACACAAGACCUAGCAGGCUAUUCAUAAUUGCACAAAGGCUUAUUAAAAGUGUGUAUACAUCUGAGGAUUUUUCUGCCAUGUUCAUGAUUUAAAUGCAUGACGAACAUUUCCAUUGCAUUAUGUGUACUGAUAGGUGGCAUCAGUCUUCAAGAUGUGGACGGCUUCAUUGGAUCCUGUAUUUGACAUUGACAAAUAAGUCACAUCUUUUACAAACACGGGUGUGUAGAAUUGUGAAUGAAUCCAUGUCAAAAAAUGAGAUCGCUUCAUUACACUGUCUCAUUCCCGUCUGAAGGUCUCAUUUGUUUAUAGAUCUGAGCGCAGUCUCAUAUCAUUUGGUUGUUUAUAUAGUGUGAUAAAUAUUUGUGCAAAAAUCAAACAAUAUUUUAUUAUUAUGUGCUUGGA
Messenger RNA from Owenia fusiformis, 1575 nucleotides. The record is from the annotation of a GenBank genome assembly. Lineage: Eukaryota; Metazoa; Annelida; Polychaeta; Sabellida; Oweniidae.